Molecule: messenger RNA, 1282 nt
Organism: Caenorhabditis elegans
Lineage: Eukaryota; Metazoa; Nematoda; Chromadorea; Rhabditida; Rhabditidae
Gene: srh-21
Product: Serpentine Receptor, class H
Exons: 4
Coding region: 1-993 (330 amino acids)
Source: RefSeq, marked reviewed
AUGGAUUGCCUUGAGCCACCGCCGGCUACUUUCAGAAUUUUGUCUCACUCUAUACAUUUCAUAAGCAUCCCAAUCUACUGCUUGGCUCUCUAUUCUUUGAUUUUUAUAAAGUCAAACGUUUUCACAACAUAUCGGAUUUUUCUGAUUUGGCAUGUCUCGGAGAACAUAUUUUUUGAAAUGUAUUCUGCAUUUUUCCUGGCUCCGGCUCUCCAUGCCCCAUUUGUCGUGAUGAGGACUACUGGAAUCUUGUCACAUUUUGGAAUAAAUUCGCUGGUUCAAUUUUAUAUACUCACAUUUUCAAUUGAAUGUAGUGCAGUUUGCAUCAGCGAAAUGUUCUAUUUUCGAUACAAAGCAAGUCUCGUGAGUUACAAGGAUCAUUAUUUCACAUAUUUUCUUCGCUUUCUCGUGUACUCUACGAGAUGCUUUGCGAUAUUUGACUUCAUAUUUCCGAUUGUGACCUAUCAAGAUGCUAAUAAGUUCCAGCAAAUUCACAAAUUAGCUUUGCUGCAGCAGAAUCCUUCUGCUCAGUUUUUAAGAUGUGAUUCGGUUUAUCUUCUUUCAGCAUUUGCUGAUUACGUAUCAAUUAUUGUUUUGUCAUUUUGGAUAGUGCAAUUUGUAGUUCUCUGUGUUGCUAUUCCCGGUGCAAUUGUGUACAUCACCUUAAACAUACCAAAAUCCACUUCUGAAACUACAUGGAAAGUUCAACAACAGCUAUUGAAAAGUCUUGCGAUUCAAGCUCUGAUUCAUGCGAUCAUGUUGGGGGGACCCAAUUCAUUAUUUAUUCUUGCAUUGUUUUUGGGGUAUAAUAGCGAAGAACUUGCGUACUCUGCGUUCCUUAGCUUGAUUUAUCACGGGUUUAUCUCAACAUUUGCAAUGAUAGUUUUCACCAAACCAGUUCGCCAUCAUAUUUUAGAGUGUCUCAAACUGAGGAAAACUUUUGAAACAAAAGGAAAUUCACUGAAGAAAUCGAACCAAGGAACUGUAACCACAUAAGAAUGUUGUCAAAAUUUGGAGCCAGCUGCCAAAACUUGGACGUUUUUUUUAAGAGUUUUUGCCAUUGUUUUAUUCUUGUUUGAAACAAUUUUAAAAACGCUUUCGCGCUUUUACUUCUCAGCGAAGUUUAAAUUUUUUGGCAAAACUUGGUUUAGAAGUUGGCUCUGUUAUCACAUCCAAGAAACUUAUAAGGAUUUUAAUUGCAUUUUUUGAAAUGAAUACGUUAUUUGAAGUUAUUGUAAAUUUACUUUUUAUUUGAAAUCGUAAAAAAAACCUUAUUUUCAAAAUA